UCAUCUUUUAUAUUUAUUUCUUUUGUGAAAAGAGAGAAAAUAUUAGAGAAAAAUGGAGAUACAAAAUUCUAAUCAUGAGCAUCCCUUGGUGUUGAAGGGAGUAGACGUGUCCAGAAAAGGUAACUACUGCAAAGCCAAUGAAUGCUGUCGAGAGAUCGACAUACACUCAGCUUACUAUGUCUGUGAAAAGUGCAACUAUUACCUUCAUUAUUUAUGUGCUGAACCUUCCUUCCAACAGUUCAACUAUCUUUUCCACCGCCACCCUCUUACUCUGCAGCUUGGUAGGUACUACCGCCCUAUUUCUUGUAGAUUGUGUCGCGUUCCUUAUGAAAGGAAGGACUGCUAUUCAUGUAAAACUUGCAAUGUCAACUUACACAUUGAGUGUGCUCUAAAAACCCCAACCAUAACAUUGGAAAGCAAACAAAACGUUGACGGUGGACAACAUCUUUGUCAUAACAAGGAGAUGGAACUUGUUGAGAUCAAGCAUGGUAAAGGUGAAGCUGAUAAGUAUAGUUGCAGAAUAUGUGAGUUACCGUUAUUGAGUAGCAGUUGUAUUACUACUCAUCAAGCUUAUAGUUGCAGAAUAUGUAAGAAUUUCUUUCACAGAUAUUGUAUUGAGUCAUCGCCUGAGAUAACACACCCUUUCCAUCCAAGCCACUCCCUAAAAUUUACUUUUUUUAUACAUAAAAAUACUGGUGGUGGAAAAUGUAGAUCAUGUUGCAAAACAUAUCCCAACCGCUUCUUCUUUUAUUGUGGUCCCUGCAAAAUUUACAUAUGUGCAGGUUGCAUAUUUUCGAAAGAACCACCGUCUUUUAAGUAUCAAGGUCAUGACCAUCUCCUUCAUCUUAUUGAGAAAAUUCCUGAUGUUACCGACGACGUUGAUUGUGCUGCAUCUCGUGCUUAUUGCAAGCAAAUGGUUGCUGUUAAUGAACUUACUAAUCUUCAACAAUACGUAUUUCGUUGCAUAGAUUGUAAAUUCGACCUUCAUUUUCUUUGUGGUCCAUUGCCAUGUUCCAUUAGUCAUCGUUUUCAUAUUCAUCCUCUUGUACUUUUUGAUCGGAUUGUUGAAGAUGAUUCAGGUGAAUACUACUGCGAUGUUUGUGAAAACCAAAGAGAUCCACGAUUUGUGUUUACUAUUGUGCAAAGUGCAAGUAUGUUGCUCAUGUCCACUGCGUAAUCUCGGAGGUUGUACGAGUACUAAAAGAAGAUCCUAGAGAUGUCAAUAAGCUUCGUAUUUUGGGACAAAGGAAAUUAGUUAUAUCACCGGAGCAUAAUGAUAUUGUAGUGGAAGAGGAUGAUGAUCAGAUCAUUGAGGAUCACGAAC
Molecule: messenger RNA, 1324 nt
Organism: Ziziphus jujuba (common jujube)
Lineage: Eukaryota; Viridiplantae; Streptophyta; Magnoliopsida; Rosales; Rhamnaceae
Exons: 2
Coding region: 53-1177 (374 amino acids)
Source: RefSeq, a predicted model, not a curated record